CCAUAUAUGUCCAGUCCACCCCCUCCCUUCUCUCCCUCUCUCUCUCCGGUACUUUAUCCAUAACCAAAAUCUUACAAGACAAUUUCUUGCCUAUUACCGAAAACACAGGAAAUAAAACGACCUCGAUGGCUCGCUCUCUCUCUGUUUCUCUCACAAAAACAUACUACCUAACAUCGUCACCAUCACCAACGAGAUGUUCUUCUCGUUUACUUACUCUCAGAGCCCAAUCAAACGUUCCCAACAGGAACAACCAAUCAGAAUCUGAUGAUUCUUCUUCUUCAUCAUCCACGGACCCUUUGCUUAGAAAGCUAGAAGAUGCAAUCCAUGGGAUCAUUGUGCGCCGUGCUGCGCCUGAUUGGCUCCCUUUCUUGCCUGGAUCUUCUUAUUGGGUCCCACCUCCUAGAUCUGCAUCUGGCUCUCUUGGGAUUGCUCACCUUGUUGAGAAAUUGGCUAAUCCUUUGUCUGAUGAGGAGUCCCUUUCUACCUCUACUGUUAGAGGAUGGCCCUCCUCUGAUUAUUUUGUUAAAGGUGCAUCUUCACAACUGGUGGAGGUAAAGUUGAAUUCAAAGAAAGUAGAGGCAGAUACUACCACAAGUAACACGUCUCAAUCUGAGGAUGAGGAAGGAUAGGUCAUAUUCCUUAGAAAAUUAGCUUCGGGGCUUAUCCAAACAUGUGAAUUUCAUGUAGAAUCAAGAAAAGAGAACCAAGCGAAACUCCAACUGAAUCACAAUUUGAUCAACUAGAGCUGUUCGGAUGUGACUUGGUGAAGUAGCAAUAAGUUUAGUUAUUCCUGAAUGAAUUAUGCCUAGAACUUUAUUAUUCACAAAUGUAUUUUGUAGUCAAUAACAUUACUUACAAUUAUGUUGUUUGUGAUGCCCUUUCUAUUUUGCUGGAUAUGUUUUUUUUUAGUUCAAUUGCAUGCUUUUGUACAUAUGUUUUAAGCUAAUAAUACGGUGAUCUUACUCUC
Messenger RNA from Populus nigra (black poplar), 967 nucleotides. RefSeq lists its product as uncharacterized. The transcript is spliced from 3 exons. The coding region runs from base 126 to 629 and encodes 167 amino acids. NCBI's taxonomy places the organism in Eukaryota, Viridiplantae, Streptophyta, Magnoliopsida, Malpighiales, Salicaceae. The record is from RefSeq and is a predicted model, not a curated record.